AGAGGUGAAGGAAACAGGCUUUUCUUUUGUAUUCUCAGCUUUGUCGAGAUCGAUGACGUUUCUUGACGCGCCGCCUCUAUUUCUUUCCACCUCUUAUUUUCGCGCGAGAUAACGCGAUGUUGGCAGCUCUGUCUAUCCUAUCUGUUAUCAGUCAUCACUGUCAUAAUACAAACAUGGCGACAAUGAUGCCCGUUUAAAGAGCAGCGACGUUUUUACUCCCCUUUUGCUACGACGAAAUUGCAUUAUUAUCAGUGAUAACGGAGGUGCAUCAUGGGCAAUGCCGACACCAAGUUGAAUUUCCGGAAGGCCGUGGUGCAAUUGACGUCAAAGACUCAGGUGAUUGAUGCAUCAGACGAUUCUUUCUGGGAUCAGUUUUGGUCUGAGAAUGUGACCAAUGUUCAAGAUAUCUUCACUCUGAUCCCAGCUCCAGAGAUUCGUAUAUUAAGAGAAGAGGCGCCUUCUAAUUUGGCCACAUUAUGUUACAAAGCGGUUGAGAAAUUAGUUAAGGCAGUGGACAGUAGCUGUAGAACUCAACGGGAGCAUCAAACUGUCUUGAAUUGUUGCCGCUUGUUAACACGUCUAUUACCUUACAUAUUUGAGGAUCCUGAUUGGAAAGGUUUCUUCUGGUCCAGUUUACCUGGCAAAGAUGACGAGGAGAGCUUGCCACUGGCGCAUUCUCUGUUGAAUGCAAUUUCUGAUUUAUUGUUCUGUCCUGAUUUUACAGUAGCAGCAAAUAGGAAAUCAGGCCCUGACAAAGUCGAUGAAUUGCAAUCGAUAGAUAGUUGCGAAUAUAUCUGGGAAGCAGGAGUAGGUUUCGCAUACUCGCCACCGAGGUAUCCUAUUCUGGAUUCGAAUCGCACGGAAUUGUUGAAACUCUUGUUAACAUGCUUCAGCGAAACCAUGUACAAUCCGCCAAUGGACCCGUCAAUUACGCCGAAUAAAUGGAUUCAACAUUUAACUAGCAGCGAAAAUAGACAUGCAUUGCCAAUGUUUACCUCGCUAUUAAAUACAGUAUGUGCGUAUGAUCCCGUUGGUUAUGGAGUACCGUAUAAUCAUUUAUUGUUCACCGAUUCUUUGGAACCGCUAGUCGAUGUCGCCUUGCAAAUCCUGAUUGUAACAUUAGACCAUGAUACUACUGGUGGGGCGCCAUUGGAAGAAGGGGCAGUCGGAGACAAUUUGUUCAUCAAUUAUCUCAGUCGAAUUCAUCGUGAUGAAGAUUUCCAAUUUGUCCUAAAGGGUAUCACCAGAUUGUUGAAUAAUCCAUUGAUGCAAACGUAUCUGCCAAACUCGACCAAGAAAGUGCAUUUUCACCAGGAAUUACUGGUUUUCUUUUGGAAGAUGUGUGAUUACAACAAGAAGUUCUUAUAUUAUGUAUUAAAGAGUUCAGAUGUCCUUGAGGUCCUCGUGCCGAUUCUUUAUCAUUUAAACGAUUCUCGUGCCGAUCAAUCACGAGUUGGUUUGAUGCACAUCGGUGUAUUUAUCUUACUUCUUUUGAGCGGAGAACGCAAUUUUGGAGUAAGGUUGAAUAAACCAUACACAGCUACAGUGCCUAUGGACAUUCCGGUUUUCACAGGAACGCACGCCGACCUCUUAGUUACUGUAUUCCAUAAAAUUAUUACGACUGGUCAUCAGAGACUGCAACCGUUAUUUGACUGUCUACUGACAAUUCUAGUCAAUGUCUCGCCGUAUCUUAAAACCUUAUCCAUGGUGGCCAGUACGAAACUGUUGCAUCUCUUGGAGGCAUUUAGUACGCCGUGGUUCCUUUUCUCAGCAGUUACCAAUCACCACUUGGUGUUCUUCCUGCUUGAGAUCUUUAAUAAUAUUAUUCAGUAUCAAUUCGAUGGGAACAGUAAUUUAGUCUACACUAUAAUACGCAAGCGGCAAGUGUUUCACGCGCUUGCAAAUCUACCCAGUGAUUGCAACACGAUCGCAAAAUCUCUCAGUAAAAGACAGCGUCGUCAUAUGCCUGCAAGCACGUCUAACGAGAACGUCAGCGAAACCGCGAUGGAAGGAUCGCAUCCUGCGCAACCCGCCGAGCCCGGAACUUUGAAAGCGUCUUUAUUGGAAACUCCUGGUAUUGAGAACAUGACAGAGAAAGAAUCGGCGCAUCCCUUGAGCCCGUCAGCCAGCAUCGAUAUUGGUAAAUCUAUCGGUAAUCGCUCAGAGAGCAAGACGGACAUUGCGGAGGAAUCUAUGAAUGCGACCAAAAAUUCUGUAGUCCCGAAGGGUGGUAUUCGCGUGGCAGAACAAGCGAAUGCCAAUGUGGAGAACACGAAUCAAUGGGUGCCAUCCAGUGAAUGGGUCUGGCAAUGGAAGAGCAAGCUUCCGCUGCAGACUAUCAUGCGAUUGCUCCAAGUCCUUGUGCCGCAAGUUGAGAAGAUCUGCAUCGAUAAGGGAUUGACAGACGAAAGUGAGAUCUUGAAGUUUCUGCAGCACGGCACCUUAGUCGGCCUAUUACCGGUGCCGCAUCCUAUACUCAUCAGGCGGUAUCAAGCUAAUGCUGGUACAACCGCAUGGUUUCGCACGUACAUGUGGGGUGUUAUAUAUUUAAGAAAUGUCGAACCUCCCAUAUGGUACGACACGGAUGUCAAGCUGUUCGAGAUCCAGAGGGUUUAGAUAGCGAGAGACGCGUUAUUAUUCGCGCUCGUAAUACUAUUUUAUUGGCAGUGCGCAGAAAGGUGAGUUUCGUCGAACUCAUUAUUGUGUACGAUACAGAGCCGUUCCUAUAAACAUUAAUUAAAUUUUCAAGAAUAAAAUGUGACUCGCUUUUUUUGUAUAAGAACUCGAAGAGAUAUGAACUUAAUUUUCUUAUUGCUUUAAAAUAAAUAAGUUAAAAUAAAGAAAUGAUUAGAAAUCUGAAAUAAAUUCCUUCGAGGUCUUAAUUAAAGUAUUACAUCAUUAGAAUUCUGAAAUUUCAAUUAAUUGAAAUUCAAUUCGUUUCUUUUGAGAUUAUUUAAAUAAUUUCAUUUAAAUAAUCCCUAAAAAAUUAUAACAAUUAUCUCAAAUACAUUUUUAAUAAGCAAAAAACAGAAAGAAUCGAAUGUCGUCUUUGAUCGAUAUUUAUCCAAAGAGAUAAAGAGCGGCGAAUAUGCACGCUUCAUCUCGUUUCUAAUUAUUUUUUACACGGCGAAAGCGUCCAAAGUACUUUCAUGAUGUAACAUAUAUGAACCGCGUACAAGAUUGUAAGCGUGGUUUACAGUUGACAUCGUAUGAUUUAUUAUUAUUAUAUCCCGAAGACUGUAAUCUCUCAUUUGUAUCAUAGUAAUAUAUAUGUAUCGUUAGUUAUAGUGUGAAAAAACGUAUAUCGUCGGUCUUAAGGAAAAAUGCACUAAUUAAAUUAAAUUAGCAGAAAUAAUGAAAAGAGCGGAUGCGCUGACUAUAAAAUUUGAUUAAACUUAAAUAAUUUUAAGUUUGGCUCUUACAUUUGGCAUUUUUUAUAUAUAUUUACAUAUACAUUUCAUUUAUUAUAAUUUAUUUAUAUUUUACAUUUCUGCAUGCUUUAUAUCAUUAAUAUUUUAAAUGUGUGAUGAGAAAUAUUAAAGAAUAUUUUAUAUAAUUUUUUUCAAGAAAAGGAUCUUCGAAGUACGAUUGUUUCGUUAAGACCAGUGAUAUCGUAGAUUAUCAUUGUCGGAUCUAUUUAAUCCAUCUUUCGCCACAUGUAUAUGAAGCUGCGUUUUACGAAGGAAAAUUUUUAUUCGCGUUUUUGCACCAUAUCAUGGUAUGUUCUGCUAUAUACAAUUGUAAAGAUAAACUGAUAAGAUAAAUGCAAAGAUAACACGCUUAUUUAUAAUCGAAUGAGUCCUUGAUCUUCACGUUUUCGCGAAAAAUAUACUGUAUCUGUAACCACAUAAGUUGAGAGAACACUUCCGGGUCUGCUCUUAUUAUGCUCACUGCAACACCACGUGGCCUUUCUUCUUUCUGUCUCGCGAGCGCGAGUUCAUUUUUAGAAGAGUGUAAGUAAUAAGAGAAGGCCCGAUGGAAGGAAAAAGAACCGGUUUUUUCGAACUUUUUUGAAAACUUUGUGCGCGGCAAGUCGACUGCAAUUUUCUUAAACUGUAACGCAAAGAACUGAUCUUAGAUCUACCUGCUCUUCCUAGCUGCACUCUCUUAGACUUUUUGCAAUUCGAGAUAAAACGAAUGUCUAUUCAAAAUAAUAAAUCUUCCAAGAAAAAACUAUGAAUAAUCGUCUAAUCGUCUAAUAAGAAAAAAAAAGGAAAAUAACGAGAAGUAAAAUUUAUAUAUCAUUUUGAUUCUUUCUUUCAUUUUUCUUGCAAAAUGCGAGAUAAUCAUUUCUCGUCAGAAAUAAAAAAAUCCAAAUAAAAAAAUAAAUAGUGACAGAUUCGAAUUUAUUUUAAAUGUUUAAGAUUUUUAGAAUUUGCUUUGUUAUUUUUAGAUGAAAAGAUGUUUGUUCUCAAGUGCAGUUAGAAAGGACUAUGACUUUUGUAAUACAAUUAUGACUUGUAGUAACAAAAAACAUUCACAAACACGAGAUCUCACAUCAGUAUGUAUUAUAUGUACUUGCCGUUAAAUAUAUACAGAGUUAUGACAUAAAGAAUCAUUUACAUGCGUGCAUACACACUUUCUCUCUCUCCCUCUCUCCCGCAUUCAUGGAAAAAGAAAUAUAUAAAAUCGUAUUUGUUUCACGCUCACAAGAUUUCUAACAUCUCCGUCGUAAAUUAUCGCGAGACACCGCAUGCGUGUUUACGUAUGUCGCGUGAAGCCACGCGAUUUAAAUCGUACGUAUAUAUUCGGUAACGUUUGUGCACGUUUGAUGAACCUAGUAGUAAUGCACCUGUUUGAAAACUGAAACUGUGUACAUCAAACGUGUCUAUUAUUAGCUGCUUAUCAUAAUAGUGAUCGAGUUAUGUGUUUUGCAAACUCGACACCUCUACUCGAAUCGCAUGUUUUAAAUUUGUGCGCUUCUUUUCUUUCAUAUCGUGAGUAUCCGUGUGUGUGUGUGUGUAUGUCUGUAUGUGAGUAACAAGAAUAACUCGCUCCACACGCAUCUUGUAUCGAUAAGCUUAUGAAAGUAAGAGAUAAUCGAACGUAACGAUUCAGCGAAAAUUCUCGGAAUAAUUAUACGUAUUUAAGGAAGUCCUAAGACCGGAAGAACAACGGAUAAAAUCGAAUGACUCGACCAAGUUUACGACCUGUGUCGCG
Molecule: messenger RNA, 5160 nt
Organism: Camponotus floridanus (Florida carpenter ant)
Lineage: Eukaryota; Metazoa; Arthropoda; Insecta; Hymenoptera; Formicidae
Product: protein HID1
Exons: 12
Coding region: 271-2616 (781 amino acids)
Cellular component (GO): Golgi medial cisterna; membrane; Golgi trans cisterna
Source: RefSeq, a predicted model, not a curated record